ACUCCAAGCAUGAGAGCUGGAGCGUUCAUAAGCAGCUAGCAGAGUUCUCCACCCACGCUCUCCUGAAACUCGCUCAGCCUCGCCUCUUCUCCAUGGAACUUCGCAGCGCGAGAUGGGCGGCUCCGUCGCUGUGCCUGGUUCUCGUGCUCCUUCAGGCGAGCAUCCCUGCUCUCGCCGGAGCCCCCAAGACUUACAUUGUUCACAUGGCCGCGUCCGAGAUGCCGAGCUCGUUCGACUAUCACCAUGAGUGGUACGCCUCCACCGUCAAGUCUGUGAGCUCCGCCCAGCUGGAACCUGAGGAGGAGGAGGAUGACGCUUACACCAAGAUCGUCUACAACUACGAGACGGCCUUCCACGGCUUCGCGGCUCGCCUCGACGACGACGAGGCCGAGCGGCUGGCUGAGGCGGCCGGCGUGCUGGCCGUGCUCCCGGAGACGGUCCUGCAGCUGCACACCACCAGGAGCCCCGACUUCCUGGGCAUCGGCCCGGAGAUCAGCAACAGCAUAUGGGCGGCCGGCCUCGCCGACCACGACGUCGUCGUCGGCGUCCUCGACACCGGCAUCUGGCCCGAGAGCGCCAGCUUCAGCGACAAGGGGCUCGGCCCCGUCCCGGCCAAGUGGAAGGGCCUCUGCCAGACCGGCCGCGGCUUCACCACGGCGGACUGCAACCGCAAGAUCAUCGGCGCGCGCAUCUUCUACAACGGCUACGAGGCCUCGGCGGGGCCCAUCAACGAGACCACCGAGCUCAAGUCCCCGCGCGACCAGGACGGCCACGGCACGCACACCGCCGCCACCGCCGCGGGCUCGCCCGUGCCGGACGCCGGCCUCUUCGGCUACGCGCGCGGCGUCGCCCGUGGCAUGGCGCCCCGCGCCCGCGUCGCGGCGUACAAGGUGUGCUGGGCCGGCGGCUGCUUCAGCUCCGACAUCCUGGCCGCCGUCGAUCGCGCCGUGGCGGACGGCGUCGACGUGCUCUCCAUCUCCCUCGGCGGUGGCGCCUCGCCCUACUACCGCGACAGCUUGGCCGUCGCGUCGUUCGGGGCCAUGCAGAUGGGUGUCUUCAUCGCCUGCUCCGCCGGCAACUCUGGCCCGGACCCGUUGAGCCUCACCAACCUGUCGCCGUGGAUGACCACGGUCGGCGCGAGCACCAUGGACCGUGACUUCCCGGCCACGGCGACGCUCGGCAACGGCGCCAACCUCACCGGCGUCUCGCUCUACAAAGGCAGGCAGAAUCUUUCGCCUCGGCAGCAGUAUCCGCUGGUGUACAUGGGCGGCAACUCGACCAUGCCGAAUCCCAGGUCGAUGUGCCUUGAAGGGACACUGGACCGCAGCACCGUCGCCGGAAAGAUUGUGAUAUGCGACCGCGGCAUCAGUCCUCGGGUGCAGAAAGGUCAAGUUGUCAAGGAAGCUGGCGGCAUCGGGAUGAUACUCGCCAACACUGCAGCGAACGGCGAGGAGCUCGUCGCCGACAGCCACCUCCUGCCGGCCGUGGCUGUUGGGGAAACUGAAGGCAUUGCGGUGAAGAAGUACACCAAGACCGCCACAAAACCGACCGCAACACUCAGCUUCGCCGGAACCAAGCUCGGGAUCAGGCCGUCGCCGGUGGUGGCCGCGUUCUCAUCGCGGGGCCCAAACUACCUGACUCUGGAAAUCCUCAAGCCGGAUCUCAUCGCGCCCGGCGUGAACAUCUUGGCCGCCUGGAGCGGCGACGCCAGCCCGUCGAGCCUGGCCAGCGACCGCCGCCGCGUCGGGUUCAACAUCCUGUCGGGCACGUCCAUGUCGUGCCCGCACGUCGCCGGCGUAGCCGCGCUGCUCAAGGCGAGCCACCCGGACUGGAGCCCCGCGCAGAUCAAGUCGGCGCUGAUGACCACCGCGUACGUCCACGACAACACCUACGGCUUGCUCAAGGACGCGGCGACCGGCGAGGCGUCCACGCCGUUCCAGCACGGUGCUGGCCACAUACACCCCAUGCGAGCUCUCAGCCCUGGCCUGGUCUACGACAUUGGCCAGAACGACUACCUGGAGUUCCUGUGCACGCAGAACCUGACGCCGACGCAGCUCAAGGCCUUCACCAAGAACUCCAACAUGACAUGCAAGAACACCUUCAGUUCGCCCGGCGACCUCAACUAUCCAGCCAUCUCGGCGGUCUUCACCGAUCAGCCAUCGACUCCGCUGAUGGUGCACCGCACCGUGACGAACGUCGGCCCUGGAUCCUCGACAUACCAUGUCAAGGUCACAAAGUUCAAAGGCGCGGACGUCGUCGUUGAGCCAAACACCUUGCGCUUCAGCAGCGCAAACCAGAAGCUUGCCUACAAAGUCACGCUAAAAACCAAGGCAGCUCAGAAGACACCCGAGUUCGGAGCUCUGUCAUGGAGCGACGGCGUUCACAUCGUCCGGAGCCCGCUGGUUCUCACAUGGCUGCCACCAAUGUGAGCUUCUCUCUUAGUAUUGUUGUUCUGGAAUAGUCAGGCCUGGGAGCAGAAACAGCUAUGCCCUGGCCCCUUUGUGAGCGAAGUUGACAGAUCAGUUGAGUAGCAGCAAUAGCACAGAAGCUGCAGUUACUGAAGAAAAAUGUAUUCCUCAAAUGUAUUCACUCUUAUUCCAAAUGCUCAGUAACUGGUUGAUUGUGUC
This is a messenger RNA of Lolium rigidum, 2627 nucleotides long. RefSeq names its product subtilisin-like protease SBT1.3. Gene Ontology annotation, molecular function: serine-type endopeptidase activity. Gene Ontology annotation, biological process: proteolysis. Bases 93 to 2429 code for a protein of 778 amino acids. The transcript has a single exon. NCBI's taxonomy places the organism in Eukaryota, Viridiplantae, Streptophyta, Magnoliopsida, Poales, Poaceae. The record is from RefSeq and is a predicted model, not a curated record.